UUGAUUCAAAGCUUGAAGACUAGCUAAAAUGGCCGAACCACUGAGUAGUCCUGAAGUUGAAACUAGUACUGUGCAGCAAGAGUUGAUCAGAUCAGCAGCGGUCGAAAUUGCGUAUUUAGCGGGUGAUGAUAUUACUACUCCAGAUGUGCAUGGGGCGGGCAUGAAAAUUGAGAGGGCAAGGGAUGCAUACAAAGUAUAUGCAGGGUUUGAAGAGAAGCCUAACAAGGUGGAGAUUUUGAGUUGGUAUUUUUAUGAGUUGUGCUCCCACUUCAUUCAUCUUGUUCUUAUCCCGAUCGUCUUCCCUCUCAUCAUUACCCAAAUCGGAGACGCCGCACGCGACUCUGGGUCUGGGGUGGGGUUAGCCCGCAAGUACAAGGGCGUGGCCGCUUGCACUCACAAGGAAACCAUACUGUACCUUAGACUCACAAACAGGUCAUUACUCUCCAAAUACUCACCUCUAGAGUGGACUUCAAUUUCAUGGGGUAUAGGUCUAGCUCUAGCUGCUCCACUCCUUCACUUUGUCUCCAUCAUCCUUGACCAUGGCUACAAGCAAACCCUCGUUGCCGGCGCCGCAGCAGCCAUCGGGUCCAUCUUCUGUCUUCCAGCUGGCUUUUUCCGAAACAUCUGGCUCUUUCCACCAUACAUUGCCACCAUAGUUUGUGCCAACGUCAUUGCCACCGCCUGCCACACCCGCCACCUCGGCCUAUUGGUCCGCGGUUUCACGGGACCCACUAUCCGAAAAUCCCAAUUCCAAGCCCGAAGAGCAGUCUCCGCCUGGCUUUCGCUCUACGCAGCCGCGGCGGGCUCAUUAGGCUCCGCCGUCUUCUCAUCCUUCACUUACCACAUGCUUAGGGAAGAUGAAGAGUUACUAGGGCUUUGGAUUGUGUCAAUCUUCAGUGGGAUCAUAUGGUUAACUGGGAUAUUCCAUUUCUUUGUGACUAAUAGGCCCUGUGUGAAUCCACCUAUCUCAAAGUCCCAUGCACUUUCAGUCUUCAAGUUUCCUCAUGCAGUUGGAGGACUAAUGGGAACUUUCCUCUCCUCGUUCACAUCAAUGUGUAUUUUCUCAGGGGGAGUGCUUUACCUAGUUGGGCAGCUUUGCUAUGAUCCAAAAGCAUUGCUAUAUUUUUUCCUAACUUACUUCAUCUUCCCUUUGAUUUCUCUCCCAAUGUUACAACCACUGCAGCAUCUCAUCAAGGCGGACGCCAUCAAAAUGCAACUCAUGGGUUUCUUCCUAUCAGCACUCACUUCCGGGUCCGGAUUCUAUUUCCGGAACUCACUUUGGGGGCAUCGUCAUGUCCUGUUCUUCGGUGCGGUUCAAAGCACGUCCGCGGGGCUUUUGCACGCCUUUGGACGGGUUCUGCUGAUGGAUUGUUCGCCGCCAGGGAAAGAAGGCGCUUUCUCUACAUGGCAUUCCUGGAUCAAAGCUCUUGGCACAUGUGCUGGCUUCGCAUUGGCAACGGCAGUCCCAGGAAACCUGUUCACUUCUUUCGGGCUGUCAUUUUUAACCACUGUGUGUGGAGUGGUGAUUCUGAUUUUUGGGAACGUCAGCGAUUAUGGAGGAGCCAAAGCUGCCGGCCAUGUGAGGCACGACAGCGAGCGAGGAGGCUCGCCUGUAAGUGGCCUUGAGGCUGCCUAUGAGACACAAGAACCAGCAGCUGUACACUAAACUAUGGCAGCUCCAGACGUAGUCACAUGAAAAUAAUGAAAUACGUCGGAUGUAAUGUUUUUCUACGCCAUAUUCACCUUCUGCAUGCCAUUUAAGUCGAGCUCUAGGAAAAAAUAGGGAUGUGAAGAAAUUAUUUUCUUUAAAUUUUCAUUCAUGUA
Malus domestica (apple) is the source of this 1824-nucleotide messenger RNA. NCBI's taxonomy places the organism in Eukaryota, Viridiplantae, Streptophyta, Magnoliopsida, Rosales, Rosaceae. The record is from RefSeq and is a predicted model, not a curated record.